Messenger RNA from Schistocerca cancellata (South American locust), 3838 nucleotides. RefSeq names its product signal peptide peptidase-like 3 (gene SppL). The transcript has 11 exons. NCBI's taxonomy places the organism in Eukaryota, Metazoa, Arthropoda, Insecta, Orthoptera, Acrididae. Gene Ontology annotation, biological process: membrane protein proteolysis. Bases 226 to 1413 code for a protein of 395 amino acids. Gene Ontology annotation, cellular component: Golgi-associated vesicle membrane; cytoplasmic side of endoplasmic reticulum membrane; lumenal side of endoplasmic reticulum membrane. Gene Ontology annotation, molecular function: aspartic endopeptidase activity, intramembrane cleaving. The record is from RefSeq and is a predicted model, not a curated record.
CCCAGCUGAUCACGUGACAAUGUUUACCAAGAUGGCAGACCGUUAGUUGAAUGCCUGAGGCUCAUCAGUAACAGAUAGAAUGACUAUUGUAACGAAGUGGUAGCUCCAUAAGUUAGUUUUAAUGGCUUUUGAAAAACAGCUGUUUCGGCCGCGGUUUUGUAGUAGAGGAAUUUCUGGGAUGGUGCGAUUUAUGAGGUGCUAGCAAAGCCGCAGGCGGGCCUUGCGAUGGCCACCCCGGCCGAUUAUCAGUGGGCAUAUUCCAUAAUGGAUUCGUCGAGAGUUUCGACGUUCCUUAUAUCAAUCCUGCUCAUCGUCUACGGAAGCUUCAGAUCCUUGAACAUGGAACAAGAAGCCCGUGAACGUGAGAAAGAGAAGGAACGAGCCCAGCAAGGUCUCGCAGGGCUGCCCACUGGCACGGCCACCCCAGCAACAGCGGCAGUUGCUGAAAACAAUGUACAAACUUUGGAUACCAUGCAGGCCCUUUGCCUCCCACUAGGAGCUUCAGUUUCACUCCUAGUCAUGUUCUUCUUCUUUGAUUCUAUGCAGAUGUUGUUUGCUAUAUGCACAGCAAUAAUUGCAACAGUUGCUUUGGCUUUUUUGCUGCUACCAAUGUGUCAGUACAUCAUAAGACCGUGUUCUGAUGGAAACAAAAUCUCAUUUGGGGUAUGUGGUCGUUUCACUGGAGCAGAGCUGUUGUCAUUCUCUCUAGCAGUCUUCAUUGUGUGCAUAUGGGUUCUAACUGGCCAUUGGCUGCUAAUGGAUGCAAUGGGUAUGGGACUGUGCGUCGCGUUUAUUGCAUUUGUGCGUCUGCCCAGUCUGAAAGUGUCGACACUUUUGCUGACUGGACUGCUUAUUUAUGAUGUCUUCUGGGUUUUCUUCUCGUCAUAUAUCUUCAACACAAAUGUCAUGGUCAAGGUUGCUACACGGCCAGCAGAAAACCCAGUUGGCCUCGUUGCGCGAAAGCUUCACCUGGGAGGAAUGGGAGGAGUGCGUGAAGCGCCAAAGCUCUCUCUGCCGGGGAAACUAGUGUUCCCAUCACUCCACCAUGCUGGCCACUUCUCUAUGCUGGGCCUAGGAGAUGUGGUCAUGCCGGGUCUUCUGCUCUGCUUUGUGUUGAGAUACGACGCGUAUAAAAAAUCCCAGCUGCUUCAUCUAGCUGACACGGGAGUACCACCCCCAAGGCAGUUCAGUAAACUGAGCUACUUCCAUUGCUCUCUGAUUGGUUACUUCCUUGGUUUGCUGACAGCAACAGUGUCAUCGGAGGUGUUUAAAGCUGCGCAGCCUGCCCUUCUGUAUCUUGUGCCGUUUACGCUGUUACCUCUGCUCACAAUGGCCUAUCUUAAGGGUGAUUUACGGAGAAUGUGGAGUGAACCGUUCAUCAUACACCCACCAUCAAAACACUUAGAAGUUUGACAUGCCACAGUGCAUCUUUGAAUCUUACUGUUAUGGUGGGUAGGCUCAGUGUUGUUAUGGAAGUGUCAGAAGAUUGGGAUCAACUCUCAAUGGUUAAGUGUCAAGCUGUUAUUGCUGCAUCUGUCACUGUCUGUGUUAGAAUGUGAGAUUCCUCAAAUUGUGUGUUCACUACAUCAGUGUUGGACGGAGUUUGUUACUCCAUUUAAGACUUACCACUAAAGUAUUCAUUGUUUGCAUCUCGCUGUUGGAAGUGAAAUGAAACACAAGCAUAUUGGUGAUUAUCAUCAAAGACUACACCAUUCGACAACUGUGCUGUGUGUCAUAACAAAUGACCUUGUUUAUUUAUUCUACGUGUUUCAUACAAAUAUGAAAUACUGUUCACCCGGCAACAUGUUACCGGUAUGUGUGUGCGUGUGGGGUACUCCUAGUCACACAAAGAGGCUUAACCGAGUUUCUUCUCUAACCUUUACUUUUUAUUGCUGCAGGAUGUCCUCCAGCUACUUAACAAUAUUUGUGACUGUAUUUUGCUGCUUGGAUGAGAUUCAUGGUGGUUUCUCAUUGUUAGAUCAGUAUUAUAAUAGUGCAAGAUAAGCAGAUGUGGAAAGAGCAUUGUUUUUGUUUACCUGUUUUUUUUAUUUCUUGAAAGAUUUGUUGGUACUGCUAUUGUCACAUGUACAAGCAAUAAUAAAAAGGCCAUUAAAAGUUUUGUAAUAAUUGCUUCAAGUUUGCUUUGUUUGUGUCUUACAAAAUAUUGAAAGUUGAUAAUAUUGAGAGAGAUUUAGAACUACAUUUCAAAAAAGUCACUCACUGUAACUUGUCAUUUUGUUUUGUUUUCAGAGCGGUGUUUCUUGACAGGUAUACUGUAGACAGCAAAAAUGUAACACAUUAUUAAUUAAAAUUGUUCAAGAACCAAAUCUAUUUACAGUUUAGAACAGAUGUAUUUGAUUUCGCAUUCAAUGUUUGGAGCACUUAAAUUUUGAAGUUAACUGGGUAUUGAAAACAUUUUUUUACUUAUCCAGUUAACUAUGAGAGGAGAAGUUAUUACAAUAUUACGUCAUAUUACUUCAGUUUUUCAGCUUCUAUAUUUUGUAGUUUGUGUGCAACUUAAAAUUCUGUUCACCAGGCUGUGAGUGUUAUUACCACUGUUUCUUUAGAAUGUAACCAACUGUCCAUGAUAAUUUUCUUGUUUCUUGUAUGUUUUAUGAAAUGAAGAUGACAGCUAAAUAGGGAAUCCAGACCAGUCUGAAGAUGAACCACACAGAAGUAUGAUCAUGGUAGUUACAGCAAUAUUUACUCUGCCGCCCCCCCCCCCCCCCCCCCAAGAUAUAUACAUGAAAGAUGACCUUACUCUGACUCUGGUUUCCCUGAAUUGUUUAUUUUAUAUUGAAAAGCAAAGUUACUUCAAAUAAGUUACCUUGUUGGUAACUUCAUAUUGAAGUCUACAUUUAAGUGAAACAAUGCCUCAAAGUUGUUAUGAAUAAGGCUGAUGGGUUCUGUGCUCAAUAAUUUGGUCAGUUUUGCCAGCCUGGCAUUCAAUAACAAUAGAACUUGGAGCUUAAACUGUAAGAUAAUGUUUGUUUUUAGAUUAUUUCUUAUGGGUCACAUGGACUUCAGACACUUAACCAUAAAUUAAGACACUAUAUUGUGUGAUUUGGCAGCUUCUGUAUGGUUCAUCUGAACAGUGGAUAACUUGGUCGAAAUCUUUUUGACACCUGAUUCUUAAAUUUUAUUCUGAUUUCAGUUUCAUGUGAAAAUGUACUAAUAAAUGCACCCAUAAGUAUUUCACUGACAGAUUUAGUUAUAUGGCUGCAGACUCAUGUUUUAAUUGAUCUUCUGUUGCCCCAUAAUGUUAUGUGAAGAAUCUUGUGUAACUUGAGCAUUUGAACUUUGUUUCUGAUUUUUGUGUGUCAGAUGUGUGUUGCUGGAGGCUUUUGACUGACAUAUUUGUUAUCUAUUUUAUGACAAAACUUCCUUUGAUAACAACGGUAAUGAACUCUAUAUCUUGCAGAUGACACCAUCUCUAUUAUUGUUACCAUAUUGGUAGUACCAAAAAACUGUCAAUGCUUCAGAAUUUUUGGGAAGAGAAUGUUAUGUAAAUUUUCCAUUGCUUUUUUUUCUCCCCAAUUAAAUGAUUAUUGUAGUUUAUAAUGAUUGAAGAGACUGGUUGAGUGGUUAUAAAUUUGUGCCUCAUAUUGAUAGGUUGUGAAAAUUGUGCUGAAUUAUUACAUUUAAUUUUUUGUGUUUUGGGAAUUAUGCUGUACACAAAUUUAUUUGCAGAAAAGAGAAAGAGAUUAAAAAUAUUGAACAGCUCCAAUUUCCUAACUAUUCACAUUGCUGUAUAUUAUUUUUGCUGUGUAUUUCUGUUCAAAGACCAAACAAAAAUUUAGGCAGUAAAGUUGUGUUGAUGUUUGUGAGAAACAUAAAA